AUGUCUGAUGAUGAUGACUUUAUGCAGGACUCCGACCAGGAGGAGUAUGACUUUGAGUAUGAGGAUGAAGAUGACGACGAGUCUGGUGAUAUCGGCAUCGAGAACAAAUAUUAUAAUGCGAAACAGAUAAAGGUGGACAAUCCCGAAGAGGCAAUCGAAGAGUUCCUAGGAGUCCCCGCGCUGGAGCAAGAUAAAGGUGACUGGGGCUUCAAGGGAUUAAAACAGGCCAUCAAACUAGAAUUUCGGCUCGGUCGAUAUGAAGAUGCAAAGCUCCUCACGUACGUCAAAUCAGCCGUUACUCGAAAUUACUCGGAGAAGUCGAUCAACAACAUGCUAGACUACAUUGAAAAGUCAUCAGACGACGAAAAGGCAUACCAUUGCAUGGAGAAAUUCUACUCAUUGACACUUGAAUCGUUCCAGAACACUAACAACGAGCGUCUUUGGUUGAAGACAAACAUAAAACUCGCAAAGCUUUGGCUGGAUAAGAAGGAAUAUGCGCAACUUAGCAAGAAGCUUAAAGAGCUCCACAAGGCCUGCCAACGGCCCGACGGAACCGAUGAUCCUUCCAAGGGAACAUAUUCGCUAGAGAUAUACGCUCUAGAGAUUCAGAUGUAUGCCAAUACUAGGAACAACAAGAGGUUAAAAGCGCUAUACCAAAGGGCACUCAAAGUUCGAUCUGCUGUUCCGCAUCCAAAGAUUAUGGGUAUCAUACGUGAGUGCGGCGGCAAAAUGCAUAUGAGCGAAGAGAACUGGAAGGAAGCUCACAGCGACUUCUUUGAGUCAUUCCGCAACUACGACGAAGCUGGAUCGAUGCAGCGCAUUCAGGUGUUGAAGUAUAUGGUUCUAGCGACAAUGUUGAUGAAGUCGGACAUCAACCCAUUUGAUUCCCAGGAGACGAAACCUUACAAAGAUGAUCCUCGAGUUUCUGGCAUGACUGACCUUGUAGAUGCCUUCCAACGUGAUGACAUCCAUGCCUAUGAGGCAGUCCUCCGGAACAAACCAGAUCUCUUGGAGGACCACUUUAUCGCUGAGAACAUCGGCGAAGUUAGCCGUAACAUGCGUACCAAGGCCGUCAUGAAACUCAUCCAACCCUACACUCGCUUCACCCUCGCAUUUGUCUCCAAGAAACUCAAGAUCUCCGUUACUGAAGUCCAAGAUAUCCUCAGUUUCCUCAUUCUCAACGAAGAGCUAGUGAAUGCGAAGAUUAACGAAGAAGAUGGCAUUGUGGAAAUCAGUCGAAUAUGCAAUCUCGAUGAUGACCGCUCCAACGCCCUGCUACUUUGGAAUCAUAAUCUUAAAACCUUGUACGAUGCAACCUUCGAGCAUGCUGAAGGGUUCAAGCCCGAUCAUGCCUACAACAUGCACCCCCUGAUGGGAGGCUUCGGUGGAAUGAGAUUUGGCCAUGCUUACGCCCAUGAAUCCAUCGGGCUAUCAAGCAUGGGUAUGGGUAUGGGAUUUGGAGAUAGAUCAUUCAGACAAGCCAAAGGGAAAACCGGUCGACCAGGUUGGAGCAAGCUUGCAUCUUAA
Nannizzia gypsea CBS 118893 is the source of this 1527-nucleotide messenger RNA. RefSeq names its product COP9 signalosome complex subunit 2. Gene Ontology annotation, cellular component: COP9 signalosome. Gene Ontology annotation, biological process: protein deneddylation. NCBI's taxonomy places the organism in Eukaryota, Fungi, Ascomycota, Eurotiomycetes, Onygenales, Arthrodermataceae. The transcript is spliced from 4 exons. The record is from RefSeq and is a predicted model, not a curated record. Bases 1 to 1527 code for a protein of 508 amino acids.